Molecule: messenger RNA, 2237 nt
Organism: Pollicipes pollicipes
Lineage: Eukaryota; Metazoa; Arthropoda; Thecostraca; Pollicipedomorpha; Pollicipedidae
Product: cilia- and flagella-associated protein 58
Exons: 14
Coding region: 63-2237 (724 amino acids)
Cellular component (GO): cytoskeleton
Source: RefSeq, a predicted model, not a curated record
AGCAGCCAAACGAGUUGCAUACAUCUAUUACGAAAGAGUGUUUUGUGACAUCAUAAGAGGCUAUGGAGGAGGAAGAGGAGGAAUUCAUGGAGUCGGUGACGCCGGAGGGUGACGAGGAGAGGGAGGAGCAGGCUAUCGAGGAGCACAGCUCGGCCGGAGUAGGUAACUUUGGAUCUGAAGCCACCACUCCAUUCACCGAACAAGAUGAGUCGGAGGAUACAGAAAAGGCGAGCGCCGAGGACGAAGAAAAAGAAGAGUCCAGUCAGGAUAUCUUGGAUAUCGAUUUGAAUUUUGGCGACAUGGAGCUAGAAUUCGAGGAGGUGCUGGAGGAGCUGUCGCUGGACCCCCAGCUGGAGCGGUUCCGCAUCGAAUACGGCAAGCUGCACUCGGCGCUGCAGCGGUCGCACCACAACGAGCGCUGCCUCAUGGACAAGUACCGCGAACUGCAGGCCGACAUCGCCGCCCAUUCGGCCGAGGUGGCCACCGCGCUCAAGCUCGCCGCCGAGGACAAGCAGACAAUCGACGCGCUGAAGAGGGAGGUGGAAAAGGCGUGGAAAAUGGUGGACCUUGCUCACGAGAGAGAGCAGGAGGCCAAGGAGACGAUGGAGUCGCUGCAGGGCGAGAUCGGCCGACUGCACGAGCUAGCCGGACAGGGCGAGCAGAUCUCUAACGAACAGCAGGAGGCGAUGGACGAGCUGACCGACACGAGAGCCGAGGUGAUGCGAGAGAGGAACGAGCUGCUGGCGGAGGUGAACAAGCUGAGGGAGCAGCUGGAGCGUCUCAUGACUAGCCAGGACAACAACGACAAACUUCGCCAAGACACGGACGCCAAGCUGCAGAACAUGACUCAGGAGAUGCAGGUGUACAGGAGUGACCUGCAGCGCGAGAGCAGGAGGAAGGAGCGCGCCGAGCGUGACCUCAAGGCGGCCAGGGCCGACAUCGAGGCCAAACAGGCCGAGCUCAGACAAUAUCAGACACAGCUUGGCCAAAACCAAGAGCAAAUGGAGAAGGCUAACGCCGUACUGAAGGAGCAAAAGGCGAUGAACGAGGCGGCCAUACGGGAGGCCGAGCAGGUCACCGAACAGCACGAGCGCCUGAAGCAGGACUACGAGGCAGCCCUGCUGAACAUGGAUCAGCUGACGCAGGAGAACCGGCGUCGUGCCACUGAAAUGAAGGAACGCGAGGAGGAGAUGACCGCGCUGCACCAGGAGGUGCUGCGCCUCACCAAGCUGCGCGACACCAUGACGCGCAAGCUCCGCUCGGCGGAGGAGCUGCAGGGCCAGGCGGAGACGCAGCAGGAGAUGGCGCUCGCCACCGUGCGCCGACUGGAGCACGAGCUGGAGGACACACACCACCAGAUGGACGCCGACACGAAGGCCACGGAAGAGCUGAGGCACGAGCGCGAGCUGCUGAAGAAGGGCAUCCUAAAGUCGCAGGACGUAUGCAAAAUACAGGAGAACACUCUGAGGCUGCACGACCAGGCCAAGAAGCAGCUGGAGCAGGAGACUGGGAAGCUGCGGCACGCCAUUCUCAAGCAGAAGUUCAUCAUUGCCCAGCUGCAGAGGGAUCGUGAUAAGUUCAUCCAUGAAGCAGGCAAACUGACUGAACAUAACGAAGCACUGGUGGAGGACAUUAAAUUGAAAGAGCUAGAGAUUUUUGAUUUCAAAAAGCGAGUUGCUGAAUCCGAUUCACGACUAAAACAACAACAAAGUCUUUACGAAGCUGUCAGAAGCGACCGAAAUCUGUAUAGCAAGAACCUGAUUGAGUCGCAGAACGAAGUAUCCGAGAUGAAGAGGAAGUUCAAGAUCAUCAUGCACCAGAUAGACCAACUAAAAGAAGAAACUGCCGCACGAGAGAUGCUACUGUCGAAAGAACAGCUUGCGCUACUCCAAGUGCAGAAGGACAGAGAAGCACUGAUCCUUGACCUCGAACAACAGCGAGCCUCAGCCGUCAACAUGAAGGCCAGGAUCGCCGGCAUGGAGAUGGAACACCACAAGCUGACAAAGGUGCUGGCGGAUGGCGACGCGGAGCGCAGCCGGCAGCGCAAGGACAUCAGCCAAAUCAUGACCGAGCGCGACAUCCUGGGCACGCAACUGGUGCGGCGCAACGACGAGCUGGCGCUGCUGUACGAGAAGAUCCGCAUCCAGCAGAGCACGCUCAGCAAGGGCGAACAGCAGUACCGCGAGCGCAUCAACGACAUCCGCCUGCUCAAGCUGGAGAUCAAGAAGCUCAGGUGA